AAAGGCUCAUAUUUAUUGACAUGCCUCAAUGGGAGGAGUGGACAUUCAAUGGAACACCUCUUGCAGUGAAGUUGUUUCCAAGUCUCAGGAAGUGUCUUAUUGUCAAAUGCCCAAAGCUAAGAGUUCUUCCUGAUGACCUCCACCGAGCCACCAACCUCAACGAACUGUACUUGAGACAAGCAUAUGGGCUAAGUGAGAUCAAUAGCCUCCCCUUGGCUUACAAGCUUGAGGUCACAAAUGGCAGAGGGUUGAAGAAGAUUUCUAGCAUCCCGUUAUUAAGAUAUCUUGAGGUGGGUAACUGUCUCAACUUGGAGUGCGUGGAGAAUCUCGACAAGCUGCAGCAUUUGGUGUUGAUAUGUUCUGAGGAAACGGAGCAGCUCCCGCAGUGGUUCCAGGACUUGAUCGAGCAGCAUAACAACAUGGCCAGCAGUCACAGGAGUUUGAAGAAGUUUGAGAUGCACUGCAAUCUUCAACUGCUAAUGAGCUGUCUCGAAGGCAAUGAGAAUUGGGACAUUCUCAAGCAUAUUCCUGUUGUCAAAAUACAGACAUAUUCCAGCAAAGAGUACAUCCGAUAUACCAUGGAUCCCAACAACUAUGAUGCAAACAUUCCUUCUAAUUGAGAUAGUGUCAAAAAAAGCUAUGCUUUUUUCAAUUGUACUGAUGAAGGUGUGAUUUGUAUGGUGCUGUUUGCAUUUGCUUCUUUCUACAUUUGGUUUGAUUACUUUACAUUUGGUGAAGGUGUUAUUUGUAUGUAUUUAUGUUUGCAUUUUCUUCAAUUGUACUGGUGAAAGUGUGAUUUGUAUGGUGUUGUUUGCCUUUGCAAGUCUGUACGUAUGUAUUUUCUGUAUCUGGAUGUAAUGAACACAUUCAUAUAGGACCUGUCCUUUUUUUUUUGUACAUCUAUUUGUUUCUCAACCAUCUCUUAGGUCGAAGAGUACAUACUCUACACCAAAGAGCCCUACAACUCUGAUCCACAUGUUGCUUCUGAUUGAAUAAGGUGAUUCA
Molecule: messenger RNA, 1005 nt
Organism: Zingiber officinale
Lineage: Eukaryota; Viridiplantae; Streptophyta; Magnoliopsida; Zingiberales; Zingiberaceae
Exons: 2
Coding region: 21-620 (199 amino acids)
Source: RefSeq, a predicted model, not a curated record